Molecule: messenger RNA, 1353 nt
Organism: Ambispora leptoticha
Lineage: Eukaryota; Fungi; Glomeromycota; Glomeromycetes; Archaeosporales; Ambisporaceae
Source: the annotation of a GenBank genome assembly
AUGGGGAAUACAAUUGGCAAAGACAAGAAUGAGGAUACAGUGGACGGCGGGAACCUAGUUCCACACGGCAUAUACAAAGGACCACAAGACUGGGACUAUCGAGCGGUUCGUAAACUCAUUAUUGAGCGGAAGCUCUCUCCUUUUUAUAAAGGAUUGUCAGACUACGACGAUAACUGGGAUGAGGUCACCCUGACUACCCACAACCUUCCGAAAAACGGUGAAGCUACUAAAAAAGCUGGGACUUUUAACAGUAACGACAGUAAUUUAUCAUCAUCUUCUUCUUCGUCGAAUAAUAAAGAGCAAAAGCGUACUCUUUCCCCCUCAAAUACUGCAGUUGCUUCUAAUACUAGUGGCACAGUUGGUCAACCGAAGGGAAAAGAGAUGUUACCGGCAAAGUCACUUGAGGCUUUAUUGUAUAAAGGCGCUGUAGAAUGUCCUAUUUGUUUUUUAUAUUACCCGCGUAACAUUAAUCAUUCAAGAUGUUGCGAUAAACCGAUUUGCACAGAAUGUUUUGUACAAAUCAAACGACCUGAGGCUGGUAGUUUAGGCGCGAAUAAUUCACCGGCAGUUUGUCCUUUUUGUGUUGAACCAAAUUUCGGUGUUUGCUAUACGCCACCGUCAUUCAGUGCUGGACUUAAUGCUACAGAGACGGGGACUUCUGCAUUCUCUUCUAGUACUCAAAAUUCAUCAAACUCUUUACUUUCCGCACCUUCUACUAAUACUCCAAAUCUACAGGAUCCAAAGACUCGACGGAAAAGCUUAAGUCAUAAAAAUUCCGAAGUCGUUACAUCCGAUGCCAUACGGCCAGAUUGGGUUACACGUGUUACUAUGCAACCGACACGUGGGCAACAAGGUUCACGCCGAUCAUCAGCCUCAACGCCAAAUAGCACGCCUUCACGACGCUUAACUGUAAGGCCAGCAGCAAUGCGUAAUAUGGGCACAGAUUUGGAGGAAUUAAUGGUUAUGGAAGCAAUACGAUUAAGUAUUUUAGAACAAGAGGAAAGAGAACGACGGGAAAGAGAAGAGAGUACAAGAGCCGAAAAUGAAGAUGAAACAAUAAUAAGUAUGUCCACUGAAUCACUCGAGUCUGGAUUACCAUCGAAUUCAUUAAUGAAUCAUGAUCAAUUAUCAACGAGAACGGCCACGGCAUUAUUUGCUCCAUUUACAGGCUCAACCCUCAACAUAGCUACCUCAUCGACAUCAAAUUUCAAUGAUGUGCUCCCUCCACCAUUUGAAGACGAUAAUAAACCACCACCACCGAUUGAACAGGAUGAAAAUAAUAAUUCUAUUACUAUUGUACAAAAUGAUAAUAAUAGAGAUUUAGAUUCUAGUGGUUCGUGGGAACCGGCUUGA